Molecule: messenger RNA, 775 nt
Organism: Mangifera indica (mango)
Lineage: Eukaryota; Viridiplantae; Streptophyta; Magnoliopsida; Sapindales; Anacardiaceae
Exons: 2
Coding region: 3-485 (160 amino acids)
Source: RefSeq, a predicted model, not a curated record
AAAUGGAGAGGCAGAGGACUUCUUCUCUUUUCAUUUCCGGAUUUGUCUUAAUCACAGUUCUCUAUUUCAUCCCAAGUUGCCCUGCGGCAAGAUUAUUAUAUUCUCCUCCUCAAAACUCUCCUGUUGGUGAAGGUCCUGGACAUAACCAAAGUAAAAGUGGCGCAAAACCUAGUAUAUCGGAUCAUAGUGGUUCUGCCAAUGGUGAUGCUCCGCCUUCUGUGCCACCUCCCCCCUCAUUUGAAACAACUUAUGAGACGGUAAGAAAUGUGAGUCAAUCUCCACCGGUUACUGCUGUAGGUCAAAAUAAUGUGACUGAGCAACAAUACACCUCUCCUCCUCCUCCUGCUCCGAGUAGUUACAGUGGGACUUGUGCGUAUGAAAGAUAUGACUCUUAUGGUAAUAGACAUAUUAUUAUCACUCGUUGCAAUAUUAGUUACCAACCUCCGCCUCCGCCGGAGUAUGAAGGGAACGGUGAUUACCCGUAGUUCUGUUGUGAGCUCGUAGUCAAGGAUGCAUAGAAAAAUUAACAAACUGCGGCAGGUAGUACUGGGUUUUCGUAAUUAUGGUUAUUCAACUGUAGAUGUUUUGUGUUCGUGUUUGAUCGAUGAAAGCUAAUGGAAAGAACUUCGCCUCCGCGUAUGCUUUGAGUACUUCUCUAGGCAAACACAUUCUAUUCCUUCGUGUAUUUUAAAAUGAUUUAGUUAUUAUGUUUUAAUAUGAGAGCUUGUUCUUGCUGUUCUCAAGCAUGCUAAUACAAACUUUGUCAUAGUUCCAA